UUGGGAAUCUCCACCCAUCUGUAUCCAAUCCCUCGCCAUGCCACCUCCGCCAAUAGAGAACCUAAGGAGGUAUACGCCUCCCCCAGACAACUUUGGACGGGAAAGGAGGGCAGCGGUUCUGGUUCCUCUCAUAAUAGAGCCAAGCAGCGACGAAAUCCAAGUGCUUCUGACUUUGAGGUCCAAAAAUUUGAGAAAGCACGGGGGUGAAGUUGCGCUGCCUGGUGGUAGACAUGAGACGGAUGACGUAGAUUUGCUCGCCACUGCCUUACGCGAAGCCGAAGAAGAAAUUGGUCUUUCACAGGACAGUGUCCAGUGCGUCACAGUGCUCCCGCCUUUCCUCUCGCGAUUCCAUUUACUGGUCACGCCGGUUGUAGGGAUGGUACCGUCUGAUUUUGUCCCCCGUCCAAAUCCUGAAGAAGUGGCUGCAUGUUUCAAAGUACCACUGCGACGAUUUUUGAAAGAUCAGGCGCACCGAUAUCUUGAUGUUCCCUGGGAGGGUGGAAUAUGGCGAAAACACGCUUUCUGGUGGACAGACUCCGUCGGCGAUGAGUACAAGAUUUUUGGAUUGACAGCCGAUAUAAUGAUUCAAGUAGCGGUGUUGGCUUACGAUGCCAAGCCUGAAUUCCAAGUGGAUGCCCCAGGUCAAGCAGAAGCUGAGGAGAUAAUCAAAGCACUUGACGCAAAAGGAAAAUUCGGUCCGCCGAUGGCUAGAAUAUGACCUGAAUUCUGGAUAUCACUCAUGUAUAGGCGGAUACACACAGAGUCACGGCUACUUUAGAGAGACUUUUCUUUUAAGAUAUUAUCAUCUUCAUCCUUUAAUGCGUUCUGGCCUGCACGUAUCUGUGGGAAGCCAUUACUGGCAGUGAGAGCUAGACCCACCAGCAAUGCUAGGUGGCAUCCCAACA
Molecule: messenger RNA, 905 nt
Organism: Spizellomyces punctatus DAOM BR117
Lineage: Eukaryota; Fungi; Chytridiomycota; Chytridiomycetes; Spizellomycetales; Spizellomycetaceae
Exons: 7
Coding region: 38-718 (226 amino acids)
Biological process (GO): coenzyme A catabolic process
Molecular function (GO): coenzyme A diphosphatase activity; acetyl-CoA hydrolase activity
Source: RefSeq, a predicted model, not a curated record